Molecule: messenger RNA, 924 nt
Organism: Pterocles gutturalis (yellow-throated sandgrouse)
Lineage: Eukaryota; Metazoa; Chordata; Aves; Pterocliformes; Pteroclidae
Gene: CYTIP
Product: cytohesin 1 interacting protein
Exons: 9
Coding region: 1-924 (307 amino acids)
Molecular function (GO): protein binding
Source: RefSeq, a predicted model, not a curated record
AUGGCUCUGCGGCGGCUCGUCCAGCAGAACCACACCGCCAGCUUCGCCGGCUUCAGCGCCGCUGGGGAGCAGCUGGCUCUGCCCAUGGACAGCCGGCGGGUCCAGCUCCUGGCCAGCACGGGGGGGACGCUGCCCUUUUUGGGGGGGCCCCGCCCCCGCGGGCGCAAGCAGCUCGCCUUAGCCAGGUCCAGUUCCUUGGGCGACUCCUCCAGGCCACAAAGACACCUCGUUGCUAUACUAAAAGAAGAUAAAGAGACGUUUGGGUUUGAAAUCCAGACGAUACGAUUUCCGCACCAGCAUGAUUACUCCCUGGAGGUGUGUACUUGCGUCUGCAGAAUCCAAGAAGAAAGUCCUGCCCAUCUUUCUGGCCUUCAAACCGGCGACAUCCUCGCCAGCAUCAACGGCGUCAACACCGACGGCUUCAGUCACAAGCAAAUUGUAGACUUGAUAAAGUCUUCAGGGAACUAUUUAAGGUUAGAGACGGUCAACGGGGCCAUGUACCUGCGGAAAAUGGAGCUCGAGACCAAGCUGCAGCUACUGAAGCAAUCGCUGCAGCAGAGGCGGACGGAGCUGCGUGCCCUGCUCACACGGGAGCAGCGCCUGCUGCACGGGGCGGUGACCGACGAGGCGGUGCUGGGCACGCCAGAGCUGGAGGAGCCCAGUGUGCUGGGGGGCUGUGCCACGCCGGGACCCCUCUUCCCACUGAAGCCGCGCUUCUCCAGCGAGAGCAGCUCGCGCAGCCGGCUGAGCUCGGUGACGGCGGACAGCGCGGACAGCUGCUACCACAGGGGGGAGGGCAGCGGCUGCAGCAGCAGCUUUGGGACCCUCCCGCGGAAAAGCAGGAGACCCAGCGUCCGAAAGCACCUUUUGAAAUUCAUCCCAGGCCUUCACCGGGCAGUGGAGGAGGAAGAAAGCCGGGUGUGA